AUGACGCCAUCGAUAAUAGAUAUUGCACCAGAUGCUUUGGAUAUUGGUAAUAAUAUCUACAGCAUUGCUGAGGUAGUCAGUGAAAUUCGAGAUAAGGCAACAAGACAGAAUCUUCAAGUGCUCUCAUAUGAACUCCAUUUUCGUCAGCCGUCACAGGAAGCCAUCAAAUUUGUGACUGAUUUCUCGAAAAAGACUGGAGAUUACCGAUCCCUCUCAGCGGUCGACAUCAAGGUUCUAGCGCUCACGUAUCAACUAGAGAAGGAGCAUGUUGGCACCAGUCACAUCCGCACUGAACCGAAAUCGACGAUCACUAUACAGACCACAAAGAAAACUGCCAUCAAUCCAACGACAGUUCCAGGAUUCUACUCUCCAGCUUCAGACAAGGGUAAAGUCGUAUCCGAUGAGAAGGUCGUACAGGAACCUCGCGAGGAAGAGGCUGAAUCGUCGCACGCCGACGAGGCAUCCCGCGACGACGCCGCCGUCGAUACAAAUGAACUCGUGUCGACGUUGACUGGCAUUCGUCUGCGACCGGCAGGCAGCUGCGGUGAUGCAGCAGACACGGCGGAGCAUCAGGGAAGGUUGGUCUGCACAGACGAUGCCCACGAAUCUCAGGAGGUGGCCGCAGUGGUGCCACCUGGAGGGGAACCUGUGCAGGAGUGUGAGCAGGUUGUCGGGGAUGACAGUCAGACGGAUCAGUUUGUGGAUGGUGCGGUAGAGCAGUCUUCACAGAGCGGGGAUGAGGAUGAGGAGGCUGACAAGGAGGAUGAAGAUGAAGGGGUGGACCUAAGUGGAGAAGAUGAAGAAGCAGACAAAGCGGACGAGGACGAUUCUGGGUGGAUCACGCCAGAUAACAUUAAGAAAGUAAAAAUGGAAGCAGAGGGAGAAGAAUUAAAAGCUAAUGUACAAGUUGGAUGCAUCACAACAGACUUUUCUAUGCAGAAUGUGCUCAUACAAAUGGGUCUGCAUGUUGUGUCCAUGAAUGGAAUGCUGAUAACGAACGUACGGACGUACGUUCUUCGGUGCUAUUCCUGCUUCAAAAUGCAGACAGCGCGAGUGAAAGUGGAGGAGGCCGAAGCAAACGCUAAACGGGCGAAGGAGGAUUCCGAAAGAGCGCGAGCUAACGCUAAGCAGUAUGCACCGGACUUCCAUCAACCAGGUCCUGACAUGAGAAGGCAGGCAGGCUCAACGCUAGGAAACCAGCCAACAGGUGUCGGCAGGGGUCUUGCCCCCGCUCACGAUCUCACGCACAACUCCUCGUUGCCUAGGCCGGCCGUCUCCAUCGCUGCACCAAUAGGGCUGGGCAGGGAGGGGGGCUUGCACUCCCACACACCAGACAUUGCAUUGUCAGUGCCAAAUCGUGAAGUAGCCAGUGAUCACAUAAGCAAUGCCUACGAACCGUCCCAGCUGCAUGUGCCAUCAGUAGAGAUCAGCAUCGAUGAGCCAAAGCUGCAAGGCAGGGACAAUAUAGGAAUGAGAAACGACAGCUCUCACGAACCUUACACUAGCCAACCAAUGCCUGACCACAGCAGAAUAGAGUACACGUCGUCUGACCCUUACAGCAGCAAACGAACGCCCGAUCAAAACAGGAUUGAUUACUCGCGGCCAGACUCCUACGGAGACAAGCGCGAUUCGGACAGACGAGAGUACGACGACAGAGGCAGCUACGAUCGCGACCGCUACGCCUUCAAGCGGCAGCCGCAGAACAAGGAGCGCAGCGGCUACGACAAGUAUUACGAUCGCGACUACGAUGACUACGAGCGUCCGUACGAACGCGGACGCUACUCGGACGAGAGGUACCCACGCGACGACAGACGCGACGACCGACGCGACGACCGACGCGAUGAGGGCUACGGCCGGCCCGACAGGCCCUACCUGAGCAACAGGGCGCACACGAUCGACUACGCCGACAAGCGCCAGCGCGAGCCCGAGCGCGCCUACCUGGCGCGGGCGUACAGCACCGAACAGCCGUACCCGAAGAGCGGCGGCGGAGGCGGCGGCGGCGGCAGGUACGACCGCUACAACGACGAUCGGCGCGAGCAGAGAGUGCCGCACGGUGACAACAUGGACACCGCGCCGCAGAUGCGCCCCAACCACAUCCACGCCGUCGCGCACGACCCGCGCUUCGCGACGCCCAACAAGUCGGACUGGACGCCGGACUCGGGCGUGUCGGGCGUCUCCGACGCCUCCGAGGACGCCUUCUCCAGCCGCCCGCUCAAAGACGUCAAGGAGGAACGCAGGAAAACGCUGCCGUCGAUCAUGAACCCGGACCUGAUCGGUCCGCCGAUGACUGCGACGCCGACGACGGCGGCUGCGGCGUCGUCGUCGUCGUCGCCGAAGACGAACCGUGGGUCGUCGCGGCUCCGCAGGACUGCGGACGACACGGUGCUGGCGACGCGCAAGCAGGCGUAUGUGAUAGACGAGGGCCAUCGCAAGCGCAUCAAGGCCGUCGUGCACACGCCGAGCGACGCCGACAAGCUUCCGACGCACAUCGUCAUCGAGCCGCAGCAGACGACCAGCAGGCGGCGCCGCAAGAGUCUUCCCGACGAGAACGACUUUGUUGUCGCGCGAAAGCCGGCCCUGACGCGGGAGGAGAUUUCCGUCUUAAGUGCCUUACGGAGGGAGGAGGUCAGGAUGGAGAGGGCCUUUGAGGAGAAAGACGCGCAAACUUUCUUCCUGUUUAGAUCCAGUGUGAGGAACUGGGUCUACCAUCGACGACUGGGUCUGCUGAUACUCUGCAUCAACGCCACCCUAGGCUAUCUAUUCUUCGAUUUGAUCACGAAAUAAUCGUCAACGGCAUCGCAGUUUCCUCCGCCAGAGUGCACUAGGUGACGGAUCGAGGACGGGCCACGCAGCGGUAACCGAUGGCCUCGUCGACGAGGCAAGCCGACAUCGCUACUGACCGCCGAUCACAGACGAGUGCUACCGAAGUCGUGUCGGCACCGACAGCUGGGCUUUGUGAGAUGGCGACUAGGAAGACGGACACCCACGAGGCUGAUCGUUACGGGCAGCUUUAGACUGUGAUCUUAUCCAAUUAGCCACGAUUUGCCACCUCCGGCAGGGCGCUAACGCGCGCGUGCACAGACAAAUUGCUGGUGCGCCCAGACACACGAAAUUCGAAAGUGGUAGUUGUGUAAUACACGUAGGUGAAAAUUUGUAUCCUACAUACCAAAUCUGAUUCGUAGCCUUCUUCUGUUGGACGUCGUCCCCUAAUGACCACUAUAAAGAGAAUGUAGGCCUACAAGCCUGAGUCUAGUUCGCGCUAGAUAUUAUCGUUCGGUUCUGCCAUGGGGUCAAAUGGCCAUUAGUGGACGUUGUUGAAUACAACAGGAUUAAAUGGUUUGCCAUAUUUUACAGAAACGCGUUACAGAAGUGGUGACGUAUCGCACUUUCUGUGUCAAGAGGAAAUCUACCACCCGCUUGAAAUCGAUUGCUUGGCUUUCUACUUCUUCAGUUUUACUGCCUGUGUUACAUGGUAGAAUAGAUGUCUGUGUUUUUGGUUAUUUCUUUCUACUUGUAGAACACCGUGCUGUGGUCACACAUGUAUAGGUUGAACACGUUGAUUUUAUUUUAUGAAUUGGUAGAAUAAAGUAUGAAUUGGGAGCAGAACAGAGAUAUUUACAUGUAGAACCUCAAUUACGCCAUUCUGCUGUAUUGUUUUUUUUAUUUCUUCAGGUGCAGACCCUAUUCUAUAAUCUUUUACCCCCACCAACGUAUAGGUACUUUAUCGUCCAUCUAUAGCUCCUGUCCUUAUUCCGUUUCGAUAUUUAUAUACGAUUCUUUCAUCUCUCUAGGUUUUAAUUGCAACUAGCUUCAGUUAUUCUCUGCACCUGAGAGGGCGGUGCUUUCUACUACGGGAUAGUAGCUCUAUCUUAAAAAGCACUGCCCUAAACUCGCUUCCAUGCUGUCUGAGGUUCCAGCAGGAAAGCUUUGUAGGGUCGUACUAACUAUAACCUAGCACUGUUAUCGGUUACGUAUUUAGACUUCUUAAUGUUGUAUUCACCUACUUUCUCUUCUUAUUGUAACACUUUUUACUAUUCACAAAACCUGCCUCAAUAGGACUUAUUUCUCAACUUAUUCCCCUUUUAUAAUCUUCAGGGAUUCUCACGCAGCCGUGUUUUUAUAGGCAAACUGAGAUGCAUUUCCAUGAGUUCGUUUUUUGGAAUUGUUACCCUGCAUGUAUCUGUUCUUUGGGUUUUCACGAAACUUAACGGGUAACGGCACGGUAUUCUAACGUUGCCAGCAACUCUUUUGUAAAAAAACCCGAUUGGUUUUCAUUGUCAUUGCUAAGACGGUUCAUGGUAGGUGUGUAUCGAGCGUGCGAUGUGCCGUGUACACGCGUGUGUGGCCACUUGUCUAUACGAUUCACUCUUUCAAAGUGGCCGGAUAGAUGUCACAGCCCUGUGAGAGGCAGUAAGGCAGUAAUGUGUUACGAGGCGACCCCCUGACGAUGCUUAUGUACACCCACCGAGCAUCGGCUGUCGCGUAGGAAGCCACGAACGAGACGCCAUCAACGCUCCCACAUAUGUAACUCAAAUGCUAACGAUCAAACAUAUCCUGUGUUUUAGUACACAGCGUAACAAAACGGGUGUGGGGGUACAGCGAGGGACUUAAGAGCAGCAGGGCGAAUGAAACGUCCCCGGAAGAGGUGGAGUGGCAUCAUUCUUGUCAACGCUAUGUGGUGCCAUGACGCCUAUCAGAUAACAGAUAGCACGAGAUGACAACAAUCUAUAGACAAGUCAUGUCUAGUUGCAUGGGAGCUAACCCUGCACACCGGGUCGACCUUAUACCUAAGGUGCUAGCCGGUCGCAAUUCCCGAGUUUGUACUACACCUGCAGCAAACAUGCAAGGUUUGCUAACGUUUGACUAUAAGAAACAUUCUCGGUGUCCUUCUUCGCUUUAUGAAGACGCACGCCAGUUGGUUGGAUUGUUGUUGCACCAAAUUGGCAACACCGUAAUGUUGUAACUGGCAUCUAGUUAUAAUACCCGGCUAUUCAGAGUUAAGGAAAAGCAUUCGUAUUUUAAUAAAAAUUGAAAAAAUGAAAAGGCAGCAUUUAGAUGAGGCGAUGUUUGUUUGUAUGGUCAGUAAGGUGAAGACGAUGAUCUAAAGAAGUCUCGCACACAAAGGUAUAAAACAAUGUCUUUUUGAUUAGUUUAGGUGAGCUACGGGAGGGAACUGAUGGCUCACCUAUGACCCCACAGCUCACACAGCACUGCAGAAUGAGGGCAGAGAAUGAGAGAGGACACUCAUAUUGACGUGUACAAUGCAGGAGUGGAACAGAAGCCAAUGCGUGCCAAUGUAUAUUAAUUAUAUUUGAAUUUUCAGAGUUUAUUAACAAUCACAAUCGACUGUUUGUGCGUGCACAACUGUGCUCUUUUUCUGUAUUGACUUUUUGAUAACCUGCUUUUCUUAAUAACAACUUGCUCAUGUUAGCCAUUAGCUGCGUGUAUAACAUAAUGGGACGAUACUGGAGCCACUAGAGGGCGGUGCAAAGGCGCAUGCGUACUGUACGGUCGGUAUCGAUCACGCGGUAGCUUCAUUCGGUCGCGUAGCGGAGUGCAUCGCACGAAGCAAACAACGAUAAGCUUUAUGCAAUCCCCGAUCGAAGAGCUGCAGGCGGCGGGGGUCGAAUCACCCUAGCACGCGGUAGCUACAUCACCUGAAGUCCUCAUGCAAAUUAACGGCGCAGGUAUUCCGCGUUUGAUCCCAUAUUCCCUCAGCAAUCUUGCGAGGGGUUUGCCUCCGAGAGUGCACUGGUCGCUCGUCGCGUGCGGGAAACGGCGGUGGCACUUUUGAUUUGGCGAUUAGUGAUUUGCGGGGGUUGGCCGGUACUGUGCUAGCCUCAGCGAAAGAUAUCCGAGACCUGCUCAGUCGAGGGCGACGCAGGAGGCAAGAGGCUAACACGCAGUGACUCCUAUAGAGUUUGCAUGAGGCGAUUACUACGUUUUAACAAGGCCCGAUUAUUGCCUAUUAUUAAUACAACGGAAGAGUGAUUAAUAAUAAUCGGCUUUAUUAAUCAUUCUUAACUUGUCAUUUUGUACUGGUUUUGUACGCAACUAUUUCUUUAUUGAUUGCAAGCGGGUGUCACAUCUGUAGGCAAUCAUUUAGAAGACUAGUUAGGACAAGAAGCCACUCAUACAGACUGUGUGAAUGCUUAUAUAACCUUGAAAUUCCACGAUGGAUUUUUUUUCGUCUGCAAUCUAAAAUUUUCAACACGGUUUUAAGGCCUGACUUGGCCUUUAUUCUAUCAUGAGCGCCAUGAGUGUUUAUCUAGUCAUGUUAGGAGCAGCAGAUAUUAAUUUAAAUCAUAUUUUUAUUUUACAGUGGCGCAUUGAUACACAUUUGCCUACAGAUGUGACGUACGCAGUCGCUCUCACCCUCAACUAGUGUAUAACUAUUUACGAUAAGAUCAUAUCUGUCUUCAUAUUUAUAAUAAAGGGAACUUGUUAUUUAUUCAAAUAAAGAAUGAACGUUAAUUAUGAUUAAUAAAUUACUUGCAUAUUUUCACCCUCACAAA
Messenger RNA from Priapulus caudatus, 6515 nucleotides. RefSeq lists its product as uncharacterized. Gene Ontology annotation, molecular function: RNA endonuclease activity. The record is from RefSeq and is a predicted model, not a curated record. Gene Ontology annotation, biological process: maturation of SSU-rRNA. Lineage: Eukaryota; Metazoa; Priapulida; Priapulimorpha; Priapulimorphida; Priapulidae. The transcript is spliced from 9 exons. Bases 1 to 2784 code for a protein of 927 amino acids. Gene Ontology annotation, cellular component: preribosome, small subunit precursor.